UUGAAGUCCUUUUCAACCCAGGCCAUUCUAUGAUUCUGCCAGAGUGCCUCUCCGUUGCCAUCUGUCUCAUGGCAACAAAACAUAAUCGAAUAUUUUGGGAGGGUUCAACACCUACUGUCAUGACACCAACGUCUGCGUUGGAUGUCUUGAGGAGACAUAAUUCCAGGCAUUACAUUCAGAGCAGCUGUCAUAAAAUAUACAGUACAACGUAUUAACACAAAGCUUAUUUUAAUAUUUUAUUUGAACAAAAAGGGUAAUAAAAUUGUAAAAAUAGUGGGAUAUUAGACCUUUUUGUGAAAAUAAUGCAUCAGUUUGGUUCAACAUAAGCUCUUGCAAUUUGUAGUGAGUUCUCAAGGUGAUUUUCAGAGAUGUUUGUUGAAAUUUUACUCUCCCUCCAACUUCAUCCUUGACAGCAGGCUUUCACGGACCGCCAGUACCUCCAGGUCUUUUUCAGCAGGGUUGUGCUCCGUCCUUUCGUCUGCCAGCUUGUAUUGGUAGUGCAUGUUGCCUCGACCCAGGUGCAAGACCUUCCACUUGGCUUUGUUGAACCUCAUGAGGUUCACUUGGGCCCACUGCUCUAGCCUGUCCAUGUCCCUCUGAAUAGCAUCCCGUCCCUCUGGUGUGUCACCGCACCCCGCAGUUUGGUGUCUUUUGUAAACUUGGUGAGGGUGCGCUCCACCCCACUGUCGAUCAUUGAUGAAGGUAUCAAAGAGUACUGGCCCCAGCACCAACCCCUGGGGGACACCGCUCCUCACUGAUGAUCAUCUGGACAUUGAGUCGUUGACCACCACUCUCUGGACUCGAUCCCACAGCCAGUUCCUCAUCCACAGAACAGUCCACCCACCAAAUCCAUCUCUCUCACCUCUGUUAUCCCUCCCAGCAUGCUAGUGGACUUGCUCUUCCAGAGCAAGACAAUAGCCUUUGAGGACUAAAUAGCUCACCUGUAUUUUCUGCACUUUGUCGGGGCAACAGAGAUGUUCCUCCUGACCAUGAUGGCAUACAACCUCUAUGCUGCCAUCUGCAAGCCCCUGCACUACACAGCCAUCACAAGCUGGCAAGUGUGCUGGGUGCUGGUGUCUGCCUGCUGGGCUGGGGGCUUCCUCCACUUUCAGACACCGCUCACAAUCCAGCUCCUAUUCUGUGGCCCCAGUGCAAUUAGCAACUUCUUCUGUGACAUGCCUCUCAUUAUCCAGCUUGCUUGCACAGACAUCUAUGUCACUGAGUUGCUCAUGGCCUCCAACAGUGGCCUCAUAUCCCUGGUUUGUUUUCUAGUGUGGGUCAUAUCUUACAUGUUCAUCCUGGUCACAGUCAGGGUCUGCUCCACUGCGGGGCACUGGAAAGCACUCUCAUCCUCAACAGUCGUCACCUUCUUCUUUGUACCCUGCAUCAUCAUCUACCUCUGGCCCUUCUCUAGCUUUUCCUCCGACAAGCACAUCUGUGUCAUCUACACUGUCUGCCCAGUGAUGAAUCCACUCACCUACACCCUGAGAAACAAAGAACUGAGGGCAUCCACGUGGAAGCUGAGGAUUCUUUUGAGACAAGCAGGGUUUGCAGGAAACAUAGAGUUGCCUUCCUACUGAUCAGUGGCAGACCAGGGCAUGAAAACAGGACUGGAAUCCAAUGCAUAGGACAACAGCUAAAAUGCAGAUGAUUAAUUCCAGUUCACUCAUUUACCUAACCUUAAUCUCUUCAGAGUGGUAGAUUCUGUUGUAGUCUUGUGCUUUAGGUCCUCUCAGUCUGCAAGACAGAUAGAAUCAUAGAAUGGUUUGGGUUGAAAAG
Messenger RNA from Numida meleagris (helmeted guineafowl), 1779 nucleotides. RefSeq names its product olfactory receptor 4Q3-like. NCBI's taxonomy places the organism in Eukaryota, Metazoa, Chordata, Aves, Galliformes, Numididae. The record is from RefSeq and is a predicted model, not a curated record. Gene Ontology annotation, cellular component: membrane. Gene Ontology annotation, biological process: G protein-coupled receptor signaling pathway. Gene Ontology annotation, molecular function: olfactory receptor activity.